Plasmodium fragile is the source of this 2904-nucleotide messenger RNA. RefSeq lists its product as uncharacterized. The transcript has a single exon. Gene Ontology annotation, molecular function: nucleosome binding; protein binding. NCBI's taxonomy places the organism in Eukaryota, Apicomplexa, Aconoidasida, Haemosporida, Plasmodiidae. Gene Ontology annotation, biological process: chromatin organization; DNA-templated transcription. The coding region runs from base 1 to 2904 and encodes 967 amino acids. The record is from RefSeq and is a predicted model, not a curated record. Gene Ontology annotation, cellular component: nucleus; HIR complex.
AUGCCACAAGUGUAUUUACCCCAAAUAUUGUGGCAUAGCAAAGAUAACAAACGGAGCGACCGAAUUUAUUCUGUGGACAUACAACCACACCCCAACUACUACAGCGUCAAAAAGCUAAAUAAGAAAUAUGAGUUAUUUAAAAAAUUUAUAAAAGAUAAAGAAAAUAAAUGUGACACACAUUCUUCAGUGCAGAAGGAAGAGCCGGGGGAGAAUAACCCCCCCUUGUCUUUCGUCCAUCAAAAUGGCAUGCAAAAAAACGGGGAAGUUAUAAUAGAGGAAGACAUAAUCGGCGAUGACACAAAAUGCGAGGUAAGCACCGUUCACAACACGGUGAACCUUAGUAGUCAUGAAAAUGCCACAGAUGAUAACGAAAAAAACAGCACAGUCAAGAAAAAUAAUUGCUGUGAUACCAGUACGGGGAACAGUUCCCCCCAAGAAAAACUCACCCCUGUGCCCCUGAAAGGCGAACAAGAACAUGUAGAGAGUGACAUCCAGGACGAAGAGGAUAAAAAAACUACACAAGGCAAAAAAAAAUCUAUCAAGUUUAACAUCGCCACCUGUGGCGCAGAUGAAUUUGUGCACUUAUGGAGAAUAUAUAUUAAAGACGACUUGAUAGUCAAAUGUUUAAGCAGGUUUAUCGGUCAUAACGGAGAAAUAAAUUGUGUCCGUUUUAACAAAAAUGGUAGAUAUUUAGCCAGUGGAGGGGAAGACAAAUUCUUAUACAUUUGGGAAAAAAGCAAAAAACCAAAAAAUAUUCCUCUAGGGUAUGAUAUAAGCUUUCUAGAUUAUAAGGAAUGGUGGAAUAUAGUGGGCUCAUUCAGAUGCAGUGGAGUUAUCAACAGCAUCACUUGGUCGAAUAACGAUACCUUAUACAUAGGAAAUGAGGAUAAUAACAUUAACAUAAUAGAAUUUGUUAAAAACGGGAAUUGCAAGGUAAAGGUUUUAGAAGGACACGCAGGAUUUAUCCAAGGAAUAUCACUCGAUCUGAACAACGAGUUUUUGGCUUCUCUUAGUGCUGACCAGACCCUCAAAAUAUGGAAAAAAAAAAACGAUGGGAAAUCAUGGAAACUGGAAAAUUCCAUAAAAAAUAUAAAAACAGACCAGCUAGAAAAACGAUCCACCGCUUACAUCACGUAUAAUGAGUAUGAGUUUAACGAGAAGGGCGCAGACAGACAUGAACACUCUGCAACUAAAAUUGACGAAAAGAAAGAAAUGCAAUGCAGACCGGAUGAUUUGACCGAAGAAUUCCCAAAUGAAAGGAAAGGCGAUGCAGUUGAAGGACAAAAGGAGAAAGAAAAGGCCGAGCAGAAGGGAACAUUCGAAACACAGGGGAUACGCGCAGAAAAUGAGGACCAUGAAGAAGAUUACGUUGAUGAAAAUAAAAACAAAAUGUGCACGCGAAAAGAAGAAAAAGAAGUUGGAGAGAAUGAACCCGAAGAUGAGGAAGAAGAAGAGGAAGAAAAAAAAUUAAAAAGAUGCUUGUUCUCAAGCGAAGAAAUGCUGCCUUCCUUUUUCAGACGCAUUGAUUUUUCCCCCAAUGGAGAAUUUCUAAUAGCACCAAGUGGAAUUCAAUUCGAACAAAUUGAAAAACUGCAUGACAAAAACACAAAACCAGAAGAAAAUGUAAAAACAGUCACCCAAACAAAAGCGUUCAGCUGCUUCUAUAUAUAUCAUAAGAAUUUGUUCAUUAGGUACAAUAUCCCAUUUUUUACUGUUUUCUCCCAAACCAGCCAUUUUCUAGUAGCCAAAUUUAAUUAUAAUACUUUUAAGUUAAGGACACACCAUAAUAUACUCAAACGAUGCUACAAGCAUUUGAUGAGCUCAACGUCAAAUGAUGCAGAUGGAUGUGACAAUGCGAAUAAAAAAAGAAAAAUGUUCGAUGAAGACGGGUUUAUUAAUGAAUUAAAAAAUUAUGAACAUUUGAUAAAGCUAAAUUAUGAGAAAACUUUGCUCUUUAACGACACUGAAGUGCAGGAUGAUGUGAGCGAAGAUGUUAGUAGCACUAUCUCGGAUAGCGACGUCCAGUAUGAUGACGAGAAAGAGGAUUUCAUAGACUCCACAGGGGACUACUCCCUGUCCAAUAACCUUGACAAGAAUGAAGAGGAGCAGGAGAAAGAGGAGUGUGAAGAUUUGGUGGGCGAAGCGGAAGAAGCAGAAGAAGACACGGAGGAAGAUGCCGAUGAAAACGAAGAUAAUGAAGAUAACGAAGAUAAUGAAGAUAACGAAGAUAAUGAAGAUAACGAAGAGAACGAAGACAACGAAGAGAACGACGAAAACGGAGAAAAUGAGGGAAAUGACGAAAAUAGCGAAACUGAACAAAACGACCAACAUGACAAUAUCGAAGGGGAGGCGCACCUCGAUCUAAAGCAGGACACCGCCGAUAAAUGCAGCGAACAAAAAAAAGAGCUAGAGAUUUGCGAAACGAAGGACAAAAAAGAAGAAAGAUUCAUUUACUCUUUGGGAACCUUUGACGGAAGCGUCUACUUUUACGACAGCCAAAUUCUGGACACUCCAAUUAGCAUAGUCAAAAAUAUACACCUGUGCCCAAUCACAGAUAUAUCAUGGAAUAACCUGGGCAACAUAUGUGCAUGCUCGAGUUCAGACGGAUAUGUUAGCUUUUACUACUUUGAUCAUAACGAAUUGGGCGAGGUGAAAGCGUACAAUAAUUACUACUUUGAGAAAAAAUGUAACGACUUAACAUUCGACGAACAUUACUUUGAAAGUACCUUCUACGACGAAGUAGAUUUUUUUAACAAAGACCAGCUACAUGAUUAUACGUCCAGCGAAGAUGAAUGCGAAGAAAUCAACCUGUCAGUAAACAAAGAAGAAACGAAAGUUCGAAAAAUCAAUUUGAUCGUGGGUAAUGCGGCUAAUUUUGUCCUAGAGCAAAAUACAAAGAAGUGA